Messenger RNA from Impatiens glandulifera, 1932 nucleotides. Its product is annotated as calcium-dependent protein kinase 26-like. The transcript has 4 exons. Gene Ontology annotation, cellular component: nucleus; cytoplasm. Gene Ontology annotation, biological process: protein autophosphorylation; peptidyl-serine phosphorylation; intracellular signal transduction. The coding region runs from base 279 to 1745 and encodes 488 amino acids. Lineage: Eukaryota; Viridiplantae; Streptophyta; Magnoliopsida; Ericales; Balsaminaceae. The record is from RefSeq and is a predicted model, not a curated record. Gene Ontology annotation, molecular function: calcium/calmodulin-dependent protein kinase activity; ATP binding; calmodulin binding.
AAAGUGUUGGGAGGAGGGGAGAAGAGGGGGAGAGAGUUUUUGAACUUCUGGCUGUGAAAAAACCCCAAAUCCCGGUUUAGACUUUUCAAAAGCCGAUUUAGUAGUCUAACGGGUCCUCCUCCUCUUCGUCUUCUUCAUCUAGACUUACCAAUUCUGCCGAUUUCAGGUUCAUAUAGUGGACUUUGUCCAUAGCAGAUUCUCAUCUGAUUGUUUCUAUCCAACAACUUCUAAUUCAAACAGGAGACAUGGGUCGGAGGUUUUGAUUGCCCAACGUUGGUAUGGACAUAGGAAACAGAGAUCAAACCUGCAAUUGUUACAAAUCAGAGAGGUUGUCCGAGACGAUUUUGGAAUCGACCCAGAUACUAAAUUUCCACGAUAGAUAUAAACUAGGCGAACAAUUGGGAUGGGGACAAUUCGGGAUCAUCAGAGAAUGUGUGGAUAUGUUGACAGGUGAGGUUCUAGCUUGUAAAUCAAUCAAUAAGGACAGGCUGGUGUCACCAGAAGAUGUGAAAAGCGUGAAACUUGAAAUCGAGAUAAUGAGAAAGUUGGCAGGGCAUCCGAAUGUGGUGGAUUUGAAGGCAGUUUACGAAGAGGAGAAUUAUGUACAUCUAGUGAUGGAACUCUGUGCUGGAGGUGAGCUGUUUCAUCAGAUUGAGAAGCAUGGAAGAUUCACGGAGCAUGAGGCUAGGGUUUUAUUUAGACAUCUAAUGCAAGUGAUUGUGUUUUGCCAUGGAAAGGGUAUUGUUCAUAGAGAUUUGAAGCCGGAAAACAUUCUCUUAGUAAAGAAAUCUUCGUCUUCACCUAUUAAAUUGGCAGACUUUGGUCUCGCUACUUAUAUCACACCAGGGCAAAAGCUAAAUGGUACCGUUGGAAGCCCAUUCUAUAUAGCUCCCGAGGUACUGGUGGGCGGUUAUAAUCAGGCAGCCGAUGUGUGGAGUGCUGGAGUUAUCCUUUACAUACUUCUUAGUGGGAUGCCUCCUUUUUGGGGGAAGACGAAAUCUAAGAUCUUUGAUGCUGUUAGAGCUGCCAAUCUUUGGUUUCCAUAUGAUCCUUGGGAUAAUGUAUCAUCCUCUGCCAAGGAUCUAAUAACUGGAAUGCUCUUUCUCGAUCCUUCUAAGAGACUUACUGCCAAUCAAGUUUUAGCUCAUUCUUGGAUUCAAAAUGAAGAAGCAGUGACAAUUGAAGAAUCCUUCAUCAAUAUUCAAUCUUCUAAUACCCAUUUCAUGGAAAGAAGUGAGGAUUACAGCUUCAAAUAUUCAUCACCCGCAAACCUUGGCGAUUCUCCCAUAUUUACAUGCCAGUCCUCGUUUUCAUCUUUCCUGGUCGAGAAUGGGAAUCCUCCUUGUCCUGUAGUAGCAGCCGGAGCCUUUUCUUUCAGCACAUAUCCUGAAGAAUCUAACAAUCUCGAGUUUCCAUCCACAAUUCCCUCAAUGCCAAGCUUUACAUUCUUCACUUCAAGUUCCACAAUCAAACAAGAGAAGAAGAAUAAAAACUCAUUGGAAGGAGAAAUCGCUAAUACAUUUGAUAAACCCGAGCUACUAUUACUACUAGCCGAUAAGAGGUUAGAAAUUCGAAGGGUAGGCGGUUCCAAGAAUUUAGUUGGUAAGCACAACAAGAGAAAUAACACGAUUGGGCUCGGUGAACUAGAUCAGCUUGAUCUAGUAGUGACCGAAUCUGUCAUCCGUUGGGUUUCUUGCACGCACAUUCCUAGCUGUCCGUCUCUCAGAUCGUCACUCGUUUGUUAGAUUGGUAUAUCCGUUUAUAUUCUCUUUUAGAAGUUCUUGUUUUUUAGCUCAUUGAUGUUGAAGCAAUGAUUUAGAGGGGUAUAGUUCUUUCGGAAAAACCCUAGUUUCUAAAGCCACUCACAUGAUGAUUGGCACAUCUCUGUAUAAUAAUUUAUGUUCUUCGAGUAAAAACCCGUUUGUGUUUGUU